Messenger RNA from Oncorhynchus tshawytscha (Chinook salmon), 4236 nucleotides. RefSeq names its product protein FAM110A. The coding region runs from base 2386 to 3645 and encodes 419 amino acids. The transcript is spliced from 2 exons. The record is from RefSeq and is a predicted model, not a curated record. NCBI's taxonomy places the organism in Eukaryota, Metazoa, Chordata, Actinopteri, Salmoniformes, Salmonidae.
UGUCUUCCCUAUUAUUCUUCAAUGUAGAACAUUUUACAAAUGAAGAAAAACCCUGGAAUGAGUAGGUGUGUCCAAACUUUUGACUGGUACUUUAUGUACAUUACUAGAUAUUUUUUUGUCCAGUUAUUAUUUUUAUACUCUUUGGUGCUGGUUCCUGUUUUUAUAUUUUUUUUAAUAUAUAUAAAAUACUUCAAUCAAACUGUCAUUUUUCAGAAAUUAUGAGGAAAUGACAGUUUCUGUAAAUUCUGUAAUAGGGGAAAUACAUCUAUUUAAAAAAAAAAAAAAACUUUGUGAAAAAUCUUUCUGAUUACUGAAAUCAUUAGAGAAUAGGAAACUGCUAUUAUCACAUGACGGAAGAAGCAAGUCUACUUCCUUAUGUAGGAGUGAUUUGGUCGGAGUAGUCAGGUGGGACGACGCAGACCCGGUGGAGAGUGUGGUGAAACAGAAAAAACACUGUCCGUGUUAGAGAGGAUCAAAACCCGAAUGUAUCAUGGGUAAAUUGUGACUGACUGAUCUACAAAUGAUAAGUUAUUUAUGAUGCAAGGUGAUUUGUAGAUCAGUCAGUUGACAUUUGCCUGCAGUCGUUUUGAUGCUUUCGAAACACGGCCACUAAGCGUGUUUGAGCAAAUUACUUUUGUCAAGUCGUUGACUAUCAUUGGUCAUCGCCUUUCAAAGUGGUUAUAAAAAUUGUUCGACUUGUGACUUGAGGACUGGAUGAACUUGACAAAAAUCAUGUGAUCAAAAGGUCAUGCAGUUUUUUAAGAGGUCACCAAGUCACUGCAGUUGCUUCUCACCAACUGCACCAUGCAGCCAUCACUUGCAUUGUGGGAGGCACUAUUUGUCAACUUUUUUCCAAUACAUGACUGAAACAGGAACCAACUUUGCUUUGAUUCAGGGGAUACAAAUGAAAAGUGAUAUUUGAGACCUCUCUCUAACCAAUUAAUUGUACACGUUAUGUGUCCAGUUUGUGAGUGUGUGAUAUGGAGGUACAGAAAGGUUUAUGUCGACAUUUAUACAGACAAACUUUUAGAAACAAUAGCAGCUAUGUUAACACUGCCAUGUUGAUCUGAGCCUUGAUGUUGGAAAACCACUACAGUGUCCAACUUUCGGCUGUCGCAGAUGAACCUCCCCCGACUUCACUCGCCGACUUUCGUCUAAAGCUUUGUUAGGCUUACUGCUCGAACACACCCACUGUCUGUCCUGCUGGGUUUUGAUGCAGUCUUUACCCAACUAGAUCAAGUUAGGAUUUGUCAGUGUGAGCUUUUGUUCCAACCCCAUUACUGUGUUUUAGGUGCCAAGCUUAUGGUAAUGUUGCAGCAGUGUGGAGAUUCCUAGAUGUGAAAAGUGUGCAGGAGGGCAUGAGACAAAGGAAUGUGUGGUAUCGGUGGGAAAUGUUGUGUGUUAACUGUAGGGGUACCCAUGUUGUUGGAGAUCAGAAGUGUCCGGUGAGAGAAAGGCAGGUCGAGGUUGUCAGGGUCAGAGUAGUUCAGAAGGAGUCGUAUGCUGAGGCAGUUAAGAGAGUAGUAGAGGAAGAUGGGUCCAGGGCGAGGGUUCCUAAGAUGAUCCCUGUGAGUAGCCCGAGGCCAAUAGAGAGUGAUAGGAAUAACAUGUUCUUCAGUAAGGUUAGCUUCUUAGCAUUAUUAGCCAUGGUUAUCAACUGUACCACAGAAAUGGAAUGUAAAUCACAGAAAAUACAUGUUGUGGUGGCAGCUGCAGAGAAGUACUUGGGUGUACAAGAUUUUACAGCAGAAGGUGUGUUGAGCGAUAGUGUCCCAUCCUGCCAGCCUGGUGUAGGAUCAGAUAGAGCCAAAGUAGUGGAAUAGUGGUGAGAUUUUAAUUGGUGUAGGGUUAAUUAGUUGGCAGGGCACAUUGUUUUCUUCCAGAACAGUAGGCAGACACACAGCCCACACAGAAGGUGGUGGCAUGCACCUCUAAUGUAUGUUUUCAGACCGCCAUAAUACCAUAGAAGAAGAAGUAGUAGUCAGGUAGGGGAAGGAGAAGGAGGAGCAUGUGAGCUGUCUGACAGGUUUGGCUGGUCUGUUGCUCCCUUCCAUUCUGUCUCUGCAGUAGAAUUCUGCAGUUUGUAUCCUCUGUGGUGUGCUGAGCUGUGGAGAGGCCUAGAGUUCUGUUGGGGACCUGUAAGAUUUUACUUCCAUUCUAAAGGACUUUAGGGCACCAGGGUUCAAGUGACAUCCUUAUGGGAACUGGAAGAAGACGGAAUCAUAUCAGCCACAAACAAAAUCCUGUCAGCUUUUGGGGACAGUAUGAUCCUGGAGUGAAGACAUCUGAAUAAUUUUGACUUUGGGUGGCCAAAAAAAGCAGGAUAAAGACAGGAGUCAAGGACAAACAAUCCCACCUGUGCUCCCUCCCAACCCCACCUCCAGCAUGCCUGUGGAGACACUACAGCCUGGCCUGAGACAGCCGGUGACAGUGAGGGCUGCUGCUGCUGGAAUGCCCAACCGCCUUCUCAUGCCCAACCGCCGCCUCCUCCAGCCAAGAACAUUGGAAGCAGCUGAGCCCAGGCAGAGUGCAGUGGAGAGACUGGCAGUAGACAAGGCUAAAUAUGUCAAGAACCAGGUGGCCCUCUUUAAGCAACAGCCAAUCAAAGUGCCUCUACCUAUCAUGCGCAAGCCUCUGAUGUCCCGUGCCCCCGCCCUGCGGCCCAUUCGUAAGGCCCAACUGCCUCGCCCUGACUACACCCAGCAAAGGAGUUCCCCACUGGACCUGGAGCACCUGAGUAACCUGAUCAACGGGGUGGGUGAGGCUGAAACUCCCCCUACCUCCCCAACCAUGGACCCAGUGGAGAGUAGUCAGGCCCCUGACUGCCCCACUACCAACUCUCCCUGUCCCUCUCCAAUCUCUGCUGGAGCUGGGUCAGGGGCUGCUGAGAGUAUCCAGACCCUCUGUCCUGAGUGGUCCACUCCAGUCAAAGUUAGGGUAAAUGCCUCUGGCCCACUAAGUCCUACAGGGUCUCCUACUGCUGUGACCAUACGUAGAGUGGACAUCAUACCCCACCACACCACACCAGUGAGGAUGCCCCUUAGAGCACAGCAGCAGAUGUGCGUCCCAUUGCAGCCCAUGGCUCUGCAUCCACACACCCAGAUCCACAACACUAUGUCACCUCUGCGUCUCUUCCACCCCAGAACUACCUAUGCACCAGGCCCUGCGUCUCCUAAACCUGUCCCAGCCCCUCCACCACAAAAUCACACCCCAACCCCCACCUCCCCAUCUAGCCCUGUCCAGCUCCCAGCCAACCCCCCCGUACUCCCGCCCUCCCCGUCGGUCACCUGCCUAUCGUCCGGCAGCUCCAGGAAACGUCCCUCUCUGAACCGCUCCAAAUCCGACAUGAGUGACCGUUACUCCCGGGCCAGUACUGAGCUGGAGCGCUUCUUCAACCUGUGUGGUUUGGACACUUCGGAGAUGCAGGUGCUGAAGGGGCCAGGCUCAGACAUCGCCUCCCUUGCACAGUUCCGCAGUGCCAGCGCUCCUGGGUCAGAGUGUGCAGGCCAAGAGGGUGAAGAGGAAGGUGGGGCUGCAGAGCCGGCACCCUAUGGCAUCUCAGUAAUUGAGAGGAACGCCAGAGUUAUCAAGUGGCUUUAUGGUAUCCGCACAUCCAAGGAUAUUGCCAGGAGCACCAACAUGUAGGUCCAUGAGAGACUGAUGUAAAUAGAGGCAGGGGAGAAAAACAUGGAGGUGCACUUUAAACACAAUUCCUGUACAGAGAAAAAAGCAGGAGAAGUGUGACUGCCGGUAUAAACCAACUAAUGAAAAUGAAAGGAAGGGACUGAUCUGGACUAAUAGUGAAGGACACUGUCUGUCAAUGCAGUUUGAUAGUGUUGGACAUCAUUUUGUGCAAAUUAUUUAUUGCAUGGUACUUGGUACCAACACCCCUUCCAUCCAGGGCAAAGCAGCAGUGUUUGGUGAAUGACGCUUCUAUUGAUGAUGUGGUUCCUCUGUACCUCAUCUCCCAUCGGUCAUCAAGGAGGCUCAGAAAAGGCCUGACGUCCAAGGCUACUCACCUUCCUCCAGCCAUUAUCAUUGGUAGUUCCAUGGUGAAGCACAUCUUAGUUGCUGGAGCUAAAACCCUGUGCUACCUGGGGGCUACGGUGAAGGAUAUCACAGGAUUUAUUUGGUCUAUCCUACAUCAAAUCAAAUUUUAUUUGUCACAUACACAUAGUUAGCAGAUGUUAAUGCGAGUGUAGCGAAAUGCUUGUGCUUCUAGUUCCGACAAUGCAG